AUGAAAUAUUUGUCUCUUCCAACUGAAGAACGUAUUAAACUUCAAGCUCAAGCAUUCGAUGGUAAAAAGCAAUGUUGGGUGCCUAAUGCAAAAGAAUCAUUUGUUGAAGCUGAAAUUACUGGUACAAAAGGUGAAGAAGUAACAGUUAAAACAUCGAAAGGAGAGAGUUUGACAUUAAAAAAAGAUGAUGUUCAACAAAUGAAUCCACCGAAAUUUACUUGUUGCGAUGAUAUGGCUAAUUUAACUUAUUUAAAUGAUGCUUCAGUUUUACAUAAUUUACGUGAUCGUUAUGAACGAUGGCUUAUUUAUGUAAGUUUUUUCUUUUGA
Adineta steineri is the source of this 327-nucleotide messenger RNA. Lineage: Eukaryota; Metazoa; Rotifera; Eurotatoria; Adinetida; Adinetidae. The record is from the annotation of a GenBank genome assembly.